CAGAAGUAACUGUGCACGAGACGUAAUAUGGGCGGGGCCAGUCUGAUCUCCGUCUGUUUAGUGAUCUCCGCGCUGAGAAGUCCUGGAUGUCUCGCUCCAGUCAUGGGUUCCUUCCGUUCAGCAGACGUGCGCCAGUUACUGCACAACAAGUUUGUCGUUGUCCUCGGAGACUCCAUUCAGAGAUCGGUCUACAAAGACCUGGUGAAGCUUCUUCAGGAUGACACGUUCUUGUCUGAAGCCCAACUGAAACGCAAGGGGGAGGUGAGAUUUACCAAUGACACAUUGGUAGAGGGCGGCGAACUCACCGGAUUGCACAAUGAAACCACUUUCCGAGAAGUGCGGCAGUACCGGACCGGCCACCAUCUUGUCCGCUUUUACUUCCUGACCCGCGUCUACUCCGACUACCUGGAGAGCAUUCUGUCAGAUUUCAAGAGCGGCCCCCAACCGGAUGUGGUGAUAGUGAACUCCUGCGUUUGGGAUCUUCUUAGGUAUCACAACCAACCGCUGGAGACCUACAAGACCAACCUGGAUGUCCUGUUCCGGCGCCUCAAGGAGGUGCUGAGUCCCGAGUGCCUCAUCAUAUGGACCAUGACCAUGCCGGUCGGAUACAAGGAGAAUGAAAUCCCACCGAACACGUCUCGCAACGUGCGGCUGGACAUUGUGGAGGGGAAUUUUUUCAGUGCCUCUAUAGCGGACAACCACAAGCUGGAUGUGCUGGACAUGCACUAUCACUUCCGCCUGAACCUGCUCCUCAGGUGCCAUGAUGCCGUUCACUGGGACCGGAUUGCCCAUCGGAAGUACACCCAGAUCCUGCUGAGCCACAUCGCACAGGCCUGGGAGGUGGAGGCGCCGAAGGGCAAGAUGCCAGAUGGGGCUACAUACGUGUCGGGUUACACAUCCUUUGAUGGGGGCAGCAUUGACGACAUUCCCGGUGUCCUGUGCCCCAACGAGAAGUUCAUCAACUCAAAUGCUCCUUCCCCCUUUGUCACCGAUAGUCCUCUACUGACUGCAGACAUAGGUCACGGCUACUUCCUUCCUCCUCCAGGUCCCGCAGUCUCCAGCUAUGCAUUUCCUGGAGGGAACUUCUUCUUCACCAACAUGCCACCACCUAUGGGCUUCAUCCCUUUUCCCAACCAUGUCCCGUACCCACUAAAAGCCUGGAAUAUGAAGAAGUCAAAGAGGGGGGCACUGAGGGGUAAAAGGACCCAUCCUUACCGGUGACCUGUCACCUGGUAUCCUCCUGGUGGACCAUGCUGGGCUUUAUCUAGGCCUGCCUCCUGUCAUCGGGAGGAAGCAGAUCUUUUGUGGCCUUCACUGUUGGAGCCUGGACUCUAUAACGUUAUCUGUGCUGCUGUUUUUAGACUUUUACACUUUUACACUUUUUUACACUUUUUCCUAGAAUGAAGUUUUUUUUAUUGAAGGUUGUCCAGCCGGAAGCAGGAAUUCCGGAUUGUUCCCCCCCAUGAACUCCAUUUUGAGGUUUGGGCAUUCUAUGACCACAUGUACAGUCCAAAUCACAGACCCAACAUAUAAAUGGCUCAAGAAACCUAAAAUAACAAGCUAUGAAUGCCUUCAAUUGGUUCAUCAUGGUAUCCAGUCGACACAAUCGCAGGGUAGAUGUGUCCUUCUCUAAUGGACAUCAGUAAAGGUGGGAUUUCAAGUUUAAAGUUAUCCCCAUCUACAGGAUAGGGAACAACUAUAUGAUCGUUGGGUAUUGGACCACCAGGACCCCCACCGAUCCAGAGAAUGGAGGUCAGUUGUCCCUCAGAGUGAACCUGCAAUGCUCAGUCACCGCCUUUGGCAUGUGUGGAAGCAUGGGGUCCAGUCUACAUGAUCCCAGGGUAGAUGUGUUCUACUCUAAUGGAGAACAGUAAAGUUGGCAUCCCAAGAGUUAGUUAUUCCCUAUACACCAGAUAGGGAAUGGCUAGCCGACCCCCUGCGGUUCCAGAGAGAAGGAGGUUGGUUGUCCCCCAAGUGAACCCCGUUGCUCAGAUACCACUCCAUUCACUGUCUAUGAUAUGUUUGGAAGCCUUGGAACCAUGGUCGCUCCAUCCAUUCUGGAAAAACUGGCACUCUCCUUUCUCAGGAUUGGUGGGGGUCCCUAAUAUCUGUUCUCAGGAUCAGUGGGGGUCCCAGUCUCUGUUCUCAGGAUCGGUGGGGUUCCAGUCUCUGUUCUCAGGAUUGGUCAGGGUCCCAAUCUCUGGAUUGGCAGGGUCCUGGUCUCUGUUCUCAGGAUCAGUGGGAUCCCAGUCUCUGUGUUGUCUCUGUGUUGAAUGGGUUGAGGUCUUAGUCUCUUCUCAGGAUCAGUGGGGGUCCCAGUCUCCUAUGUUUUCAGGAUUGGGGGGGUCCCAGUCUCCGUUCUCGGGAUCGGUUGGGGUCCCAGUCUCUGUUCUCAGGAUUGGUGGUUUCCCAGUCUCCCUUCUCAGGAUCAAUAGGGGUCCCAGUCUUUGUUCUCAGGAUUGGUGGGGGUCCCAUUUUCUGGAUUGGCUGGUUCGUGGUCUCUGUUCUUGGGAUCCGUGGGUUCCUGGUCUCUGUUCUCAGGAACAGUGGUGGUCCCAGCAGUCAGACCCUAAUGAUCAGGUAGUGAUCCUUCAUACUUUGGAUAAUCAAUAACAUUCAGUCUUGGGAGACAUAACUUGUGUUUUUUUUUAGAGUUGUCCAGAAUCUCAUUGUUUCUCCUAUGAGUUCUGAGAUUUUUUUAUUUGAUCCCCUUCUGUUUUGUACACCCUUUCUGAGCCUUGUCUUGUUUUUACACCAUUUCUUGUAAAUGCUGAACUAUGGUGUAUUAAAGGGUACCGUUCAUCAAAAAAAAAAAUUGAUAUAUUAUAGAUUAAUGUAUGCAGAAUAACUUUCCAGUCGCAUGUCAUUAAAAAAUAUGCUUCUUUCUAUUUUAAUUUUCCACUUUGAAAAAAUGACCACUAGAGGUCUCCCUACCAGUCCUGGCCCCAAGUCCUUUUUAUAGAUUUCAGACUGAUGCUGGUGUCCUAAAUCUCAGACUGCAGCCGGGACACAGACAAGCUCAGCCAACAGCUCUGAAUCUUCUCCUCUCUGUUUACAACUGCAUGUGCAGAAAGAAGAAAGAUUGGAGCUCAGAUAGUAAAAUGAAUGAGGGCAUGCAGAAAGGCAGAGCCAGGAGUAUGCCCUGCUUUGCUAUGAGCACAGUGCUGGCUCCUGCCUGUCUGAUUGACAGACAGGGAGCAGUGCUGAGCUUGUCUGUGCCCUGGCUGCAGUCUGAGAUUUAGGACUCCAGCAUUAGUCUGAA
This is a messenger RNA of Hyla sarda, 3262 nucleotides long. Its product is annotated as PC-esterase domain-containing protein 1A-like. The coding region runs from base 28 to 1221 and encodes 397 amino acids. The transcript is spliced from 10 exons. NCBI's taxonomy places the organism in Eukaryota, Metazoa, Chordata, Amphibia, Anura, Hylidae. The record is from RefSeq and is a predicted model, not a curated record.